CGCAGAGGAAGUGUACCUGCGCGGCGCUAGGACCCAGCGGAAGCAGGUGUGGGUCACUCUCUCCUGGCAGCAGGGACGAGGUGUCGCCGCGGCUGCAGUUUGAACAAAGUUCUUUUAAACUAAAAUUGAAUCUGCAGCGAGAAAACGUCGCAGGUAAACAACCCCAAAGCCUGUGUUGACUUUAAAGAAAAAGAGGCGUGAGUGAAAACAAGCUGCUGCGUCUAUGUCACCUUCCUCUUCCUCCCCGAGACCUUUCUGAAAACACCUGCGUGAUUCAGGUAACUCACCGAUGAAGAGGGAAGUCCCUGGGCACUGAGCGGUGAAAAAAGUUUGUCCUGCGGGGAUGUGUUCCAGUCGGGGUUUAUGUGGCGGCAGCGACCGUCCCAACAGGUCCUCCAGCUCGGAGGGCAGCGGCUCGGGUGCUCACUACGCCCUGUGCGCUCUGGGAGUGGGACUCGUCGCCCUGGGCGUCGUCAUGAUCGUGUGGACGGUGAUACCGAUGGAUGGAGAGAACUCCAACACUGCGACGGGCAACUCCACCAACACCGGGAAGGAUGACGAGAAUGAUGACAGCAGCGACACCUCAAAGUCUUCGACGGUGGCGAUGGUGCUGGUUGGAGUCGGGGCAGCCCUGUUGCUUCUAUCGAUUUGCCUCGGCGUGAGGAGCAAGAGGAACGCACGCAACAGAAGUAACCAGCCGGCACCGACGGGCGGCCUGCUCAUGGGACAUGUGGCGGGGCAGGAGGAAGAAUCAGCCGUAGACCCGACCACAUUCACUGUGCCGAGCUACGAGGAGGUCGUCGGCACCGACGACUACCCUGUCCGCAACAGCAACCUACGCCAAAGCACCUCCCAGCUGCCGUCCUACGAGGACAUCAUAGCUGCUGUGGAAAACGAGGGAGCGGAGCACGCCACCAACCCUGCCGAGGACACCCCUCUGAACGAUCAGACACCAGCUCCCGCUCAACCCACCGCAGAGCCCCAGGCCGACCCAGCUGGCCUGAGAUCAAACCCGAGCCUGCCCAGCCGUAGCACCAGCCGGGCCAGCCGCUUGCUGCGGCCCCUGCGGGUGAGGAGGAUCAAGUCAGACAAACUGCACCUGAAGGACUUCCGCCUCCAAAUCCGCACCCCCACCCAGAAUCCAGUGACCAUUGAGCCCAUCACUCCACCGCCGCAGUAUGACAAUAAGAUGCCUGAGUUACAGCCGGGUAGUGACUCUGUUCCAGAUGAAUAAAAAUACCCCCGUGUUAAAUGGACUAAUGAAAACACUUGUGAGAACCCACUUUCAAGGCUGGUGUUAAGUAGGUUAAACGAUGCUGCGAGCGGCGCGAUGGAGGCCGUGCAGAAAUGAGAAUAUUUCAAGAGAAUCUUUAUCACGGAAGCUUGUGAUCGGCAUAUUUAUUCAGUUGUAGCACAUAAAUAAGUGUGUGUGUGUGUGUGUGUGUGUGUGUGUGUGUGUGUGUGUGUGUGAAAGGUUCUGCUUUUUGUUUUAAACAUUGUCAUAACUUAUAUCAACCAUAGGACAGCCUGAUCUCUUUAACUCCUUUAGUAUGUUUUCCACCUUAGCAGGAGUAAGUGUUGUUGUCGUAUGAUGGUUUUGAUUAGUUGUUGAAUUAAUUAUGGAGAUACUGAAAUAUGUUGUGUUUCAAAGGGGGGAAAAAGGGAACCUAAUUACGUGGGAGAUUUUAGGUGGUAUUACAUAUCAUAAUAUAAAAAUAUUGCUAGAUGUUCAAUAAUCUUUUUGUGAUUUGUAACUGAAGAAAAUGCACUGAGGCAAAAUAUUCGACGUGUCAGCUGUUUGUGAGGUUUUUUUGUAUGCUGUUUUUAAAAAAAAAAAAAAAAAAUCUGUUGUGUUCAACAAAGUGGUUGAAAACAACAAUGUGUACUGGGAACACUGGGAACAUUUAUACCUUGUGCCAGUAAAACCAGAACUACUGAACAUUCUGGGGAAGGAUCUGGCAUACAGGACUAACAUGCAUUGUUUCGUAGGACUUUUAAAGGUGUUCAGACGUUUAAACUAUCUUGAAAUAUUUGUUGGAAAUAAAUGUUUUUGUUUUUUUUUUCUUUUAGGAUCAUGUCAAGAUUUUAUAUUAUUGUUGAAACAAUGUCACUGAAAAUGACUUAAUUCCUCAAAGAUCAUCUUUGGAAGGAAAUAAUACCUUUGGGUUGGUCGACACUCCAUCUUCUGAUGAUUUGUCUUGAUUGCAUGCUGUAAGUCUGAUAGAGCUGAAUUUAUUUUGAAAGAGAUUAAUAUUGUCUUUGUACUUGCAGUUAAUAAAACUGUGACUAACUGUA
Molecule: messenger RNA, 2295 nt
Organism: Acanthopagrus latus (yellowfin seabream)
Lineage: Eukaryota; Metazoa; Chordata; Actinopteri; Spariformes; Sparidae
Gene: tmem51b
Product: transmembrane protein 51b
Exons: 3
Coding region: 344-1234 (296 amino acids)
Source: RefSeq, a predicted model, not a curated record